Suillus clintonianus is the source of this 1248-nucleotide messenger RNA. RefSeq lists its product as uncharacterized. Lineage: Eukaryota; Fungi; Basidiomycota; Agaricomycetes; Boletales; Suillaceae. The coding region runs from base 1 to 1248 and encodes 415 amino acids. The record is from RefSeq and is a predicted model, not a curated record. The transcript is spliced from 2 exons.
AUGCGCCUACUUCUAUGCACGAUCCUCUACCUCGUUGGAGUGAUCCAAGGCGCACCUACUACCAAUGCAACUACUACCUGCGAGUAUUUUGAAGCACCGUCAUUCACGAAUAGAAGGCUAUGGAACAUCGUCUCCGGCUCCGUUCUCACUCUUUUCGCCUGUAUAUACAGUGCCAUCCAUCCAAAUAUUCCGAGUCCUAAGGACAGCCCAUUUUGUAUCCUACGGCGGCGACUUGGCAUCAUGAUAGUGGCACUAAUUGCUCCUGAACUGGUCGUAGUAUGGGCAAUGCGCCAGUGGAUCAGCGCUCAUUACGCGUGGACUCAGACGCACAGCUUCUUUGUGUUGAUGGGCGGUUUCAUGCUUUAUGUGGACGGGGAACCCUACCGUACACUACUGCCUGAUGAGGUUCUCGAGCUGAUACGCAAAGGGUGUAUUGAUGCCCCUACCCUAACGGCAAAGCGGAUCGGCGACCGGAGCAAAGGCAAUGCUAUAUCGAAAGGAUUGAUCAUCAUUCAGGUGGCCUGGUUCAUCCUGCAGCUCAUGUCCCGCGCCAUCUAUCACCUCGAAACCACCGAGCUGGAAACAGGGACGCUCGCUUUUGCGGUUCUCAAUUUCCUGACCUAUGCUGUGUGGUGGAAUAAGCCUCUCGAUGUGCAGUGUCCAUAUCCAGUGUACUGGAAGUCGACCGAGUUAAAGCCAGAGGAUCACGUUCAUGUGUAUGUCUGCGGUUCAAUCAAUUAUGCCGUUAUUUAUUUUGUCUACCUUAGUGUGUUUGAUUAUAAUGAAGACAAUGUGGUUAUGGCAGCCAUCACUCCAUUUAUUUAUCUGAUGGGCUUCGACGUUCCCACGCGUAAGCAGCUCCGAGUUCCUACAUUUGAUGGCAGCAUCGAACUAGGACAAUCGGACAGGGUGAUUCUUAUAUUUGCCGGAGUUCUGAUGGCGACGAUCUUUGGCGGCAUCCAUUGUAUGGCUUGGUUUUUUGCCUUUCCUACAAAUCAGGAACGGCUCCUGUGGCGCAUCAGUGCCGUCGCUAUAACUUGCACACCCUGGAUUGAAUUUCUUUUGGGUGCAAUGUAUGAUAGAGAUGUCAUAGGUGCUUUCAUGGCUGGUAGUGCUAUGGUUAUAUUGGCCAUGUUGUAUAUUGCAUCUCGUGGCAUCCUGUUGGUACUUAUGUUUACGACAUUACGCCAUCUUCACGUUGACGCAUACAAGACGGUGUCGUGGAUUAGUUUGGUGCCACACUUGUAG